CCCGCACACCCCCCGCACGCACACCCAGCCGGCAUCGGCGGCCGCGGCAGGCAUGAUUUUGAACCCUGCGUUUAAAGAGCCCUGCAGUGAGCUCUGCCCGUGCACAGCUUCUCGGGAAGCUGUGUGUCCUGGAGGAUGGUGGUGCCUGGGAAUGCCCCGCUCAUCCAGCAGGACCGUGCUCUGGAGCCUGACCUAGGACGGGACCCCACAGGGAACUCUGCCAUGGGCCCCGACCCGGAUCCAGAGCCCAAGGAGGUUGGCCCAGAGCUGGAGGAGGUGCGAAAGCUGCGGGAGCUGGUGAGGAGGCUGGAGCUGCAGAACCAGCACCCAAGAACCAAGAGCAGCAGGAGUGUGCUUGGGGCAAACGUGCAGAGCGAGAUCCGUGCUGGUGUGGAUAACCGUGGCGCUGGUCUUAACGGGAUGGAGAUCAAUAACAGCAUCAACGUGAUCAGGGAGAAGCAAGAACUGCAGAUCAUGGCAGAUCUGCACCAGCAGUUAAGCAAAAUAAGAAGAGAGGAAGGAGAGAACAACUGCCUAAAAAGAGGCCUAGAUGCCCAAAUGCGAUACGGUUGCAACAGUGCCACUGAGGAGUUGUCUUCCAACCUGUGCAAGGUGGAAGCACAGACUGAGGAGAAUGCCAGGUGUGCUUUGCAUCUGGAUACAGGUGACAGCACAGAGCUGCUGGGGAACUUGGGCGUCCCAGGUGUUGAUUCCUCAGUUAAGAUAAAUGAACAGAAUCCCAGUGAAAAAUGUGGAGAUCUAGGAAGUCUUCCAAACAACACAGAUCUGGAUGAAGUGAAAGUGCUAGAACUUGAAAACUGCAACGAGGAAGAAGAUAGCUGGCUCUACGUGUCCCCAAGGAAAUCUGCCACAGAUCAGAAAACCAACUCGCCCCUGAAGUGGUGCCGGCAGGUGCUGGACAACCCCAGUCCUGAGACAGAGGCAGCCUGCAGAACCCUCAUCAGCAGGCUGGAUCAAGCCAGUAGGUGGAAAAACCUGUAUUGCAGUCCCCUGGCAUCACCAAGUGCACAUAAUUUGAAUACAGAGGCAGGCUCCUGUAGCAAUGCACUAAACUCUCCCGGGCAUCUCAAAUCGACUAACAAAGCACUACUAACCUGUGGCAGCUCAGGUUAUCUGAGCAUGCAUUCUGCUCUGAGCUCCCAGUCGUCCGUGGACAGCGAGCUGAGUACGUCCGAUGACUCCAUCUCCAUGGGGUAUAAGCUGCAGGACCUGACAGAUGUCCAGGUGAUGGCACGUCUCCAGGAGGAAAGCCUGCGCCAGGACUGCGCCUCCGCCUCCGCCUCCCGCCGCAGCUCCAGCGCCUCCCUCCACUCCCUGCGCAGGGGCACCUACAGCGACCAGGAGUUCGACGCCUACAGCCUGGAGGACGAGGAUGACUGUGACUGCUCCCUGUCCUACCGCAGCGCCCACAGAUACUCCCCGUCCCCGCUCAGCUCCCCGCGCUGCCAGUCCCCGUCCGCGGGCGCCGAGUGCGGCAGGUCGCCCGCCUCCCGCGUCCGCCCGCCCCGCAGGGCUGCGCCGAGCCCCAUGCAGGACAGGCUCAAGUACGCGGGCAGCGAAGGUAAGCAAGGUGUGAGCCUGGGAGACGAGUCCACCCUCACCCCUCCUUUAACGCGCAGGUCGCAGAGGUGCUGGUGUUUGGCGGGAGUUGCGAGUCAGUUGCACGCUUGGCUGCUUUGGAGUGCGUCUGUUUCUCAAGAGGCAGACGAAGCCGCUGCGCGGCCCCGCUGCUCCCCCAGGCAGCAGACAGAGGAUUUGCUCUUGGUUGCAGAGGAGAUGCGGCACAGCAUGCCCAACCUGGCCAGGAGCAGCCUCCGAGCUCUGGAGUCGGUGCGGAGCAGCCGGAGCCUGGAGUCAGACCUGCAGGUGCCCAGCACGCGCAUCCCCAGGACGCAGCAGCGCGCCGCAGGUCUGGCUCCCAGCAAGCUCAGGUAUUCCUCGGGUGCCGGGCAGUGCCCCCUCACCGCGCGGCAGCCCCUGAAGGGCGGGUCAUGCACAAACUCCCUGCUAACGCCCAGGCAGCCAGUGAAACCCUGCACCUACACCAGUCCUGCCGGCGGGGCUCGCAAGCCCCAGGCAUCCUCGCUUCACACGGGCUCUUCCAGUAGCAGCAGCUGCACUUCCAGGGGCAGCAACGUGGUCACUGUGGCAAAAAACGCACCCGUCAAAGCACGCACGUCCGUGGGAGGGAUCUCAGUGCCCAAGAGCAGGCCCACAGCGCCAGCCAAGAGCAGGUUUCUCCAGACUGCUCAGGCUGCCGAGGACGACUCCUGGAAGGAGGGGUGUUACUGACAGCCCUGCUGCUGACCCCAGCUGGCUGGGCCUAAGGACAGCGUGUGACCAUGACCCUCCCCAGCCCCAUCCCACUCCAGACUGGUGUGUAUAGCCCCUCACCAUCCUCACCUUCUGCUGCUCUGCCCAGAGCCUGACCUCUUCAUGGUGGAACCACCAACUGCAUUACUGGGUUUCCACUGCUCAAAACGUGACUGAAAUACGAGUCGUUGCCUGAAGACCAAGCCUGGCCUUACUUCCCAGAAACCUGCAGGCAGCCCUGGGGAGGGCUGGUCACCAGCACCUCCUGAGGUGACCUCCUCCCGGGGACUCCUGCCUGACAAGGCUGCUGGUUGUCCUGGUGGUGCCAGAGAGCAGCUCUGAGCUGCUGCCGUGGGCUCUCACGGAGCAGUGGCUCGGGGAGGUGGAGGUAGUUCUGUAGGUGUUAGAAGUGAGACUUCAGUUCAACCUGAUGUAACUCUGCUGUUUGUCUGGAACUCGACUGUUUGGGUUCCUUGGAUUAUGAUGAUUUUUUUUUUUUUUUACCUCUGUAUAGAAUGUAUUUCUGCUACUUUUUAUUGUUUGUUUUAGAAGACGAAGCAGGUUUUUAUAACUGUAGUACACUUCAAGCUGUUGUAUUCAGGUGUGUGCAUCACAGUUCACCAGUGGAGGAGCAGUACACAAUAUUUGUGUGGGUUUGUGGACAGGCAGUUGCAGGGACAGGGGAGGCUAGUUAAAAUCUGCUGUUUAGCAGCAUCAUCUUCAUCUCUCAGAUGAGGAAAUUAAUAAACACCAGUUAAUUGUAAACUUUAUAAAAAUAACCUGCCCUGAUUUGACUUGAAGUGUUUCCCUUGGAUCUCUUUCAGCCAGCCCCCAACUGCCCUGACUUUUGUAGAAGUUUUCUACUGUCUCUUUGGCUAUGAAGGAUUCCCUUUCAGUGUCCUUUUCCUCAGCAGGUGCUGGAUGCUGUGGAUACAGUCUUAGUACAGGAAAUAUGCACUGAUAGCAAUGUUCUCCCUGCCAUCAAUGUGAUUUUGAUAGUGUAGUUUAAUAAAAUGUUAUGGUGCUGAAAUAGAUCUGCUUUAUUCAAACUGUGA
This is a messenger RNA of Apus apus (common swift), 3389 nucleotides long. RefSeq names its product SLAIN motif-containing protein-like. Gene Ontology annotation, biological process: microtubule nucleation; positive regulation of microtubule polymerization; cytoplasmic microtubule organization. The record is from RefSeq and is a predicted model, not a curated record. Lineage: Eukaryota; Metazoa; Chordata; Aves; Apodiformes; Apodidae. Bases 136 to 2313 code for a protein of 725 amino acids. Gene Ontology annotation, cellular component: microtubule plus-end. The transcript is spliced from 9 exons.